Messenger RNA from Acanthochromis polyacanthus (spiny chromis), 2426 nucleotides. RefSeq names its product galectin-9-like. Lineage: Eukaryota; Metazoa; Chordata; Actinopteri; Pomacentridae. Gene Ontology annotation, biological process: negative regulation of CD4-positive, alpha-beta T cell proliferation; negative regulation of type II interferon production; positive regulation of gene expression. The coding region runs from base 108 to 1082 and encodes 324 amino acids. The transcript has 8 exons. Gene Ontology annotation, cellular component: cytosol; nucleus. Gene Ontology annotation, molecular function: carbohydrate binding; galactoside binding. The record is from RefSeq and is a predicted model, not a curated record.
CAGAAAUCGAAACCUAUCCGUGGAAUAAAAGCGGAUCUUGUCAAAAGUGUCAGAGUCCAGAGCACACACACUGCUGCUCAGCAAACUUCACCUUUCAGUUUGGGAACAUGUCUUUUAAUCAGCAGUCACCUUUUUACAACCCAAGAAUCCCUUUCACUGGAUCAAUCCAUGGUGGUCUGCAGGAGGGGCAGUCUAUCAGCAUCAGUGGACGAGUCCUGCCUAGAGCAGACAGGUUCCAUGUGAAUCUGCAAUGUGGUUCAAGGGCUGGUGCAGACAUUGCUCUCCACAUUAACCCGCGAUAUGAAGGCCAACUUUAUGUGGUUAACAACACCUUCCAGUAUGGCAGCUGGGGCGCUGAAGAGAGGAAGUACAACUCUCCAUUUCCUGCUGGAUCUCCCUUUAGCUUGCUAAUCACUGUCUCACGGGAUUCCUACCAGUUGAACGUCAAUGGCAUCCACUUUGCGGACUACAGACAUCGCCUCCCAUUUCAGCAGGUGGACACCAUCUCAGUAGCCGGGAAAGUUGAAAUUUCCUCCAUUGUCUUCCAGAACCCUGUGGGUGCCUUCCCUUCUUAUCCAGCAUUUUCCUCACAGCCUGGAUUCCCACCACAGCCUGGAUUCCCUUCGCAUCCUGGAUUCCCUCCACAGCCCGGAUUUCCUCCACAGCCCGGAUUUCCUCCUGCAAUGCCUGCCGUUCCAUACAGAAGCUUCAUCAGUGGUGGACUCAGGCCUGGCAAGACCAUUACAAUCCAAGGAACUGCACACCCCAAUGCCACAAGGUUCCAUGUGAAUCUCAGUCAUCAGUCUGGCAUUGCUCUGCAUUACAAUCCACGCUUCAACGAGAGCACUGUGGUUCGAAACAGCAAGACAUGGGAUCAGUGGGGCCCUGAAGAACGUGGUGGAGGGAUGCCCUUCCAACGGGGGCAACCUUUCACGCUGACCAUCUGUUGUGAGAGUCACUCCUUUCGACUUGUGGUCAAUGGAAUGCAGGCACACAACUACAAACAUCGUUUCACUCAGCUCCAGAACAUUACCACCCUGGAGAUCGAAGGGGAUGUCAGUCUGACCUCGGUGAAUGUGUAGAGAUUCAUCACAUCUUACAACAUGGUUUUUCUGAUUGUAAUCAUCACAGAACACAAUUGUGGGUCAUUCCAUAUAAUAUUAAGCAGAUAUAAAAAGGAUUCCUACUUAAUUCCCUCAGAAUCAGCUCAUUUCAUAUGUACAAUAACUUUAGUAUAUUUAAUUAAGCUAUGCUGAAGUUUAUGUCGAUACUACUGCUAGUACAGGAGAGAGGCACAUGACAUUUUCUGGGCUAAAAACACAUUUGAGGACUGUUUUAAAUAUAAAAACUCAUUUCAGGUGUCACAAUCAAAAGUCAGACUCUUAUUUUUGUUCUGCAUGUUUUCUUCUAUACAAACAAUUUAGACAUUAAUAUUAUGAGACAUAUAUAUAGUUUCAAUAGCAAAAUAGUACCAGUUCAAUGUCUAGACACAGAGCUAUAAGAAGCAAGAAUUAGUAUAAUGAAUGUAUUAUUUUUUUCCCAAUAACCUUUAAAAAGGGCAUUUUGGUUAAAACAUAAAGGGCGAUGUCAUCGUGCUUGGUAAGUGGUUGGUCAAAACAAGAUAGUGCAAAUAAAAGGUCUUAUUUUAACUUACAUUUUCAUCAGUGUUGUCUUGUAACAGCUGGUGCUCUGUGUCGUUCAGACCAGGCGACACUUGUGUGCCCCAUCAUGCUCCUGGAGUCAUGUAAGGGUCACACUGAGGAUCAACAUGGUCAGUUCCCCACUAUGGCACACCAGUCUUGAACUCAAUCAUGGCUCAUCUUCUAGCCACGAUUCCUUCUGUGUCAAAAUAAUUUGUAAUAUGACGCUCAAUAAUGAGGGAAAAAGUCAUGCCAAUUAAAAGCGCAACAUUUCGACCCACCUUCCUGUACUUCAUGGACCUGUAACUAUAUUUACAGUAUGAAAGUAAAACUUUGCAUAGCUUCAUCAAAUAUACUAAAUGUAUUCUAUAUUUAAAAAAAAAUCUGCUGAUUCAGAGGUACUGAUGGAUUUUUCAUGGAAUGACUCUUUCUGCAUUUAUUAUUGACUUCAUGCAAAUUGAUAACUUUGGCUAUGUACUGGAUAGUGUAUAUUCACCACCUGCAAAUAUAACAAGUAAUCAUUCUCUUUAUCAUUUUCCGAUAUAAUUGCACUGAAUAAGUGCCACUGAGAUGCAAGGAGACAAAACAAGUUGAGAAAAACUAUGUACAUUAAAACAAGUCAUUUUUUUCAACUCAUACUAUUGGAUGUUAUAGGGCAACAGAUUGGAUUCUGCUUACAAAGUUGCUGGUACAGUAUAAUGGCCAACCAUAAUGAACAAGCUUGCUUCUUAAAUGUGUAAUCAUUAAUGCUUUUAAUAAACAUAAAAUUGAAAUAUUGUAUUAAAA